UGUCAGAGAAAUAGUGUUCGCAGUCAAUGCACAGAGAAAUUCGAGGUUUCGUUGCCGGAUUCACUUGUUGUGUUGUGGACUGAGGAGUGAAAUACGAUUCCUUGGGUAUACUAGCUGUUUUGUCGAACCAAACUGAGGAAAAAUGUCGGGAAAGUCUAAGGCAUUCACCAAGGAAGAGGAGUUACUCCUUCAGGACUUCUCCAGAAAUGUAUCAACGAAAUCAUCUGCCUUGUUCUUCGGAAAUGCUCUCAUCGUAUCAGCUAUUCCCAUCUGGUUAUUCUGGAGGAUUCAUCUUAUCGAUCUUUAUGCCAAUGUAAUCUUCUUCAUAAUUGUAACGCUUCUCAGCACAUAUGCUCUUGCCCUGGCGUACAAAAACACGAAGUUUAUCCUGAAACACAAGAUCGCUGUGAAGAGGGAAGAUGCAGUAACCAGGGAAAUGACUCGUAAACUCGCUGAGGACAAAAAAAUGAGCAAGAAAGAGAAGGACGAGAGGAUCCUGUGGAAGAAGAACGAAGUUGCUGAUUACGAGGCAACGACUUUCUCAAUUUUCUACAACAACGCAUUAUUCUUGGCCAUUGUUAUCUUCGCGUCGUUCUACCUCCUGAAGAGCUUCUCACCUGCCAUUAACUACAUUUUCUCCGUCGGUACCACCAGCGCGAUCCUCGCUCUCCUUUCCACAGGAUCGCAGUGAGUGUGAACGUAAUGAGUGUAUUUAUCAACUGAACUCAUGUAGGGUAUUUCAUUAAAUGUUUUUAUACAUAUAAAUCGAUGAAUUGAUUACCAAUACAAAUUUAUUUAUAAAGAU
Messenger RNA from Diachasmimorpha longicaudata, 805 nucleotides. RefSeq names its product translocon-associated protein subunit gamma. The coding region runs from base 143 to 691 and encodes 182 amino acids. NCBI's taxonomy places the organism in Eukaryota, Metazoa, Arthropoda, Insecta, Hymenoptera, Braconidae. Gene Ontology annotation, biological process: SRP-dependent cotranslational protein targeting to membrane. The transcript has 3 exons. The record is from RefSeq and is a predicted model, not a curated record. Gene Ontology annotation, cellular component: endoplasmic reticulum; membrane.